GGGGGAUAUUUUGGGGCCACAGCCUAAAACGAAGACCCAGAUGAAUACCAAGAAAAGAAUAUACUCUCUCUCUUUGUCCAUGAGGGUGAGCUUGAGUGAAGGUAAUGUAAGGUUUGAUUUGUUAUUCAUUGAAGCUGUGAGUCCAGUCAAUCGUAAACAAUGGCCUCUUGGACGAUCAAUCCCUUCAUUCUUACCGCCAAACCUACACUGCUUCCUCCCUUCACCACACCGACUCGAACACGGCUAUGGGCAGCUUGUCGAAAGUCAAAGUCUCUCCCCCUCCACAGGAUGUCAAUGCCCAUCAAAGCUACAUUAAUGCAAAAAAGAGAUGAGAAGGAAUAUCAGAGCAACGAUGUUGGUAAUCCAUCUGGAGCACUUGAAACAGCAGUCAUUAAAUUUGAGCAAACAUUCAAUAUAGCUUUGACAGAGCUGGUUAUAAAAGUUUUAGAUGCUUUCUAUAGUGAUAGACACUACGCAAGGUUCUAUGUGUUGGAAACCAUUGCAAGAGUACCUUACUUUGCAUUUGUAUCUGUGUUACACAUGUAUGAAAGUUUUGGUUGGUGGAGAAGGUCCGACUAUUUAAAAGUCCAUUUUGCGGAGAGUUGGAAUGAGCUUCACCAUUUGCUUAUUAUGGAGGCUUUGGGAGGAAAUGAGAGGUGGUUUGACCGGUUUUUGGCUCAACAUAUUGCUGUGUUUUACUACUUCAUGGCAGCCUUUAUGUAUGCAUUGAGUCCAAGGAUGGCAUAUCACUUUUCUGAAUGUGUGGAAAAGCAUGCCUACUCAACAUAUGAUAAAUUUAUCACGCUCAAGGGAGAAGACCUGAAAAAUCUACCGGCUCCUGAAGUAGCAAUCAAAUACUACACAGAAGGCGAUCUCUAUCUUUUUGAUGAGUUUCAGACUGAUCGUAUACCUUGUUCACGAAGACCGAAAAUUGAAAACCUUUAUGAUGUGUUUAUAAACAUUCGAGAUGAUGAAGCAGAGCAUUGUAAAACUAUGAAGGCUUGUCAGAUCCAUGGGGCUCUGCUGUCACCACAUCGCAAUAGACAAUCCAUGCAAAACGAUCUGGAAUGUAGUCUACCUUCAUUAGAGUGUGCUGAUAUCGUAGAUUGCGUGCAAAAAGUAGUUGCAUCUGUACCUAUGGAGGAUUCAAGAGAAAAUCUCUGAUAUUUUACAAUCAUUCAAAUGGAACACGAUAUUUAAAAUCACUGAUGUAUUUUUAUAUGUUUAUUUUUUUAGCUAAUCUUACCAAAUUCUAUGCUACAUAUUAACGAUCAGUUAUCAUUUGAAGUUUUUGUGCAAAGGAUAUGAAGAGGCAACUUGUAACUAUGUUUCUCAAAGUCAAUGACCACAUCUUAUGGCUAAUACGAGGGAAUAGAAAAAGGAAUAGCCAGCUCAUUUAACUGCUCAAUUUUGUUGCCAAAUAGAUUGAACUGUACUUGUAAUGACAUUAGGGAUUUCAGAUACCAUUGAGAGGAAAUAAACUAGGCACCGUAUUACAUUGUAACUUCAUCCAUUUGAUAAAGCUUUUUAAAAUACUUGCAGGUAAGAGGCACUAUUGAAUAUAUAUCCUUCUUUUGUAAGACUU
Molecule: messenger RNA, 1585 nt
Organism: Cryptomeria japonica (Japanese cedar)
Lineage: Eukaryota; Viridiplantae; Streptophyta; Pinopsida; Cupressales; Cupressaceae
Product: ubiquinol oxidase 4, chloroplastic/chromoplastic
Exons: 9
Coding region: 160-1164 (334 amino acids)
Biological process (GO): alternative respiration
Cellular component (GO): mitochondrion; thylakoid
Molecular function (GO): alternative oxidase activity
Source: RefSeq, a predicted model, not a curated record